Porites evermanni is the source of this 286-nucleotide messenger RNA. The record is from the annotation of a GenBank genome assembly. Lineage: Eukaryota; Metazoa; Cnidaria; Anthozoa; Scleractinia; Poritidae.
AUCGCAGCGUUUGUGCGAACAUUCGCUAGCGACGAGGAGGCUUCUUCGGCUUUUACUCAAGUAACCAAGAAAGGCAAGUGUUUACGACUGCUAUUUUUAAAUGUUAAACUUCUUACAUGAUCCGAUUCCCAUUACACUUUCUAACGUGUUUACUCUCGUUACAGAUAAGAAGCGUCGCUACCACGUCACCGACGACGAACAAUCUCUAGUCCUAAGAGCCUACGAAGAACUAAAUGGAGAUUGGGAAAAAAUGGUCGAGUACAUGAAAGACAACGUGAUGAGGAUA